AUGGUGAACUUCCUUUCUCUUGCCCAAUUCUCGGAAGACUUUGAGCGCUUCAUACAUCACAGAGGCGAAGCAAAGCUUGUGAGGUCAUCCAGUCGUGAAAUACGAGAUGCUUUUGACUACCGGAGACUGCUACUCCCUUACAAUAAUGACCAUCUGUGCAUAAGGGAUUCAGGAUUUCUUGAAGAUAUAACAUCUUUUACAGGCAACGAUACUUCUGAGCUGGCUAUUUCGGACGGGGAACAUGAACAAUCGUCAUCUGCAGAGUCUUUUGAUGUCGACGAAGGUCUUGGGUUUUUGGCGUCUGAAGUGCAAAUCGACCCGCGCUUUCUUCGACUGUUAGACCACGAUAAUGAUAACUGGGAAUUACGUGACGACACUUCAAUCACUACAAAUGAUGCUCUCUUGUGGGGCGACGUUUUAUAUAAGUAUGAGCGUCUCUCCGAAUCUUGUGAAAGGAAUUAUUACACUGAUCUUGUUUAUGAAGGGGAGGGAGCUGAACAGCGUGGUUUGAGAAGCGACUACAGCACAUUAGUUCGAGAUCGAAGCCUCUAUGACGCUGAAAAGCCCGAUCUGCAGCUGUUUAAGGAAUUCAGAUCUGCUGACCUCAACCCCAGCAGAAUUUACACCGACCUGCUUGAGUUGCGCCGGCAUAAUUUUCAAAUUCUCGAAGGACUACGAGAAUCAAACCUUUUUAAGAACAACUUAGCUUCUUUCAUAACCGAUCAUCGGGUUCUGGAGCAUUUUCUUGUUCUUGCUUGUCAUUCCAGCAUCUUGGUCUAUAAGAUGAGCUCUUUAAUACUUAAGCCGAUGUAUUCGCCAUUACUUCGCUUCGAUACCAGACCUCUUGCGACUGCUCGACAACAUAUCGAUGCCGCGGUAUCGCAAGCAGACCCACACACGAUUAAUUAUGUGAAAUCUUCCACUUGGAUGGAUAAUGAGGUUCUUGCAGCUUGCACAGACGAUGGCCGUAUUUUGGUUUGGGAGACGAAUAGAGUGUUUGAAGCAAUAAGGCGAAAGCCUUUUUCACCGGGGGUUUACUACAGUCUUAGAUUCAAUGCUGAUUACGAGCUACCUCUUGGAGCUUCAUGCUGGUGUGUCGAUUUUGGUUCAGCCACAAAUGAGGUAGGAGUUCGGCAUCACAUUGUUGUUGGUUCCUCCAAUGCUAGAACGGUGCAUUUAUUCUACUUCAAUUCCAAGCAGUCUCUGUUUGAAGCUGUAGAGAGUCAAAAAUUGAAGCACAAUAUACCUGAAGUCUCGAUACUAAGGUAUAAUGUUACGGGCUCUUCUCAUGAGGUUGAGGUUUGUGUUGCUUGCAUUUCAGGAGAAGUUGGCAUCUUGAAAUUCAGCUUUACUGUGGACGAGCGAAUGCAAAGUAAAAAAGUCACGCUUUCUCGAGUAAUUGAGGCUUCUGACAAUUGCUGGACAGCCAAACCUAUACCGGACAUAUACUUCAAGCCUGUUUCAUCAUAUCGAUCGUUGACCGGUCUUUAUGACAUUGACGAAAAGCUGACACAGAGAGAUGUACACAGUGAGUCCUCCUUCUUCUGUCAUGGGCCGAUAGUAACAAAUAUUGCAGCAGGGAUUCGAUAUUUUCAUAUUCCUACGAUACAGUGGAAGAAUGCAAGAUAUCGCAAAAGAACGUAUAAGCCUUUUGACGACAUCGACGAUGAAUAUCGAAGAAUCAAAUUGUCUCUUUCGAGAUCUCUACUCGAGGACCAGAAGAAGUAUGCUUGCGACUAUCACAUAGCGGUAUCUACCCCAAAACAGGGAGCCCUAUUACGUGGCGACUCUCUACUUUGCGUCGCAUCAACAGAGGAGAUAUUUGAACUUGCACCAUCUCAGGUCGAUGAGAAUGACUUCGCACUGUGGGUGAAUAGAAUCUCUAUUACCCUCCUUAUACCUGAGCUUCUGGCUUUUGUUUUAGCCACACAAGCUGGAUUAGUAACUAUCAUGCGUCUUUGUCAAUACAAUGGGCACUUUUCCAUGAGGCAGGAGUAUGUUAUACCCGUUAUUCCUAGUCAACAGGACCCUGAUGUUUUAAACAUCUUGAAUCCCAUAGUUGGUGUCACUGCUCAGAAUGUGUCUGUCCUGGUCGAUUAUCCAAGGUACCUUCUUUGUGUAAUAUUUGCAAACGGAAAGUGUUACUCUUAUGAACUAUUCCAUACCGGUGAAGAUCGAAAGAUGGAUAUCAUCGGUUUGCAACUUUGA
Candidozyma auris is the source of this 2208-nucleotide messenger RNA. RefSeq lists its product as uncharacterized. Gene Ontology annotation, molecular function: protein binding. NCBI's taxonomy places the organism in Eukaryota, Fungi, Ascomycota, Pichiomycetes, Serinales, Metschnikowiaceae. The record is from RefSeq and is a predicted model, not a curated record. The coding region runs from base 1 to 2208 and encodes 735 amino acids. The transcript has a single exon.